Messenger RNA from Anisakis simplex (herring worm), 2292 nucleotides. The record is from the annotation of a GenBank genome assembly. NCBI's taxonomy places the organism in Eukaryota, Metazoa, Nematoda, Chromadorea, Rhabditida, Anisakidae.
AUGUUUCUCAUUUUUAGAUUUACCGGUACUUUCACUGCAGUGGUUGAUAAACAUCUGAAAGAAACAGGCAAAAUGGUAAAAGCUGUUGAUAAAAGCAUGUUUACAUUACCAAACUCUACACCUGUGUGUGCACUCGAUUGUGUUGAUGCUUUUAAUAGUCUUAGUGAAAAGGAAAAGCGAUACACUCAUUACCUAUCAAAAGCUUCAUUCGAUGGAUCUCUCAUUGUUUUUUGUCAGGUAUCACCUGAAUCACCAGCGCUGUUCAUUAUUUUAUAUCGCCUGUUUGCUAGUGAAACAAUCGAUGAACUGAAAAAGAAAGCACUAGAGUUGGGAUGGACCGAAGAUGAAUUUAUCGCUCUACUUGUCUUCAGUGCUGGAUUCUAUUCGAAUAGUGGUAAUUACAAAGGGUUCGGUGACACCAAAAUUGUACCGGAUGUACCAAAGGAAAAACUGAAAGCGUUAUUGACCAAGUCAAAGGCUUCUGAGAAGUAUCCGAACUUAGUGAAACUUUAUGAAUCAAUUGAAGGACACAUAUUCUCACUUGAUUCGAAGCAUUUACAUUUAGAUUUCCCGGACAAGGGAGUAACGUGCUAUCACUCAAAAUUGAUCACGAAAUCUGAUACGGACCUAAUCGAUCGGUAUUUCAAGUUGAAACAUAUUGAAGGAUGGAACAGUCGAUUGGUGAAAAGAAUCAAUGGGGACAAAACUACUUAUUUAAUUCGUAUUGCUAGUGAAAAAUCUGAAACGAAAAAGAUGGCUGAGGAGGAGUUCGAAGGAGCUAGUAUAGUGUUCGAAUACGGUGAUUAUGCACCAAUUUUAACACACACGAUCAAAUCUCUUAGCAGUGCAUUGAAUUAUGUGGCAAACGAAAACCAAAAAGAAAUGAUUCAAAAAUAUAUGGAGCAUUUUGAAAAUGGUGAUAUUAACAAUCAUAUGGAUGGUUCACGUUUUUGGAUUAAAGAUGUUGCACCAAAUGUUGAGAGUUAUAUUGGAUUUAUUGAAAAUUAUCGCGAUCCAGCUGAUAUAUUGUUGAAUUGUUUUAGAGCUGAAUUCGAGGGUUUUGUUGCGGCUGUCAAUAAGGAAACGUCGAAAAAAUUUCAAAAUUUAGUGGCCAGUGCCGAAGAUCUGUUAACUCGAUUACCAUGGGACAAAGCGUAUGAGAAAGAUAAAUUCUUGAAGCCGGAUUUCACAUCACUUGAUGUGAUCUCGUUUGGUGGAAGCGGUAUACCGGCUGGCAUUAAUAUUCCGAAUUAUGAUGAAAUUCGUCAAAAUGAAGGCUUCAAAAAUGUAUCAUUAGGUAACGUGAUAGCAGCUAUGCCAAAACAAAAGAUCAAUUUUCUCAGCAAGGAAGAUGAAGAAAUGUUCCUUAAAUAUCGUAAAGAAUCGUUUGAAGUGCAAGUGGGGUUGCAUGAAUUACUCGGGCAUGGAAGUGGAAAGUUAUUACAACGAAAUAAGGAUGGCACUUUCAAUUUCGAUAAAGACCUCAAAGAUAUGAUCACUGGGAAACCGGUUGGUUUUUCUUUUGUUCUUGUUUUGUUACGAUCUCGUUUGUUUGUUUGUUUGUUUGUUUUGGUGUCAAGUUGGUAUGAGCCUGGUGAAACGUGGAGUUCGAAGUUUGGCGCACUUGCGAGUGCAUAUGAGGAGUGCCGUGCUGAAGCAGUUGGAUAUUUCUUAUGUACUUAUCAAGAUGUUUUGAAAAUAUUUGGCUAUGAAGGUGAACUGGCCGAAAGCGUAAAGUAUGUAAAUUGGUUAUCUGAGAUUCGUGCUGGUUUAUUGGCACUCGAGUUUUAUUCACCAGAAACCAAAAAUUGGGGACAGGCACAUUGUUUUGCUCGUUACACACUGUUGCGAGUGUGUCUCGAGGCUGGCGAUAACUUCGUGACGAUCACGGAAACAGUUGGUGAAGAUGGUAAACCAGAUCUACUCUUUAAACUUGAUCCGGCAAAGAUCGAUACAGUCGGAAAGCCGGCCGUUGCAGCAUUCUUACGCAAACUUCAAGCGUACAAAUCGGUUGGUGACAAUGUGGCUGGUUCAGCAUUUUUCCACGAAUCGGGCGCAGUUGAGUCGAUAAACCUUAAGUGGCGUGAUAUCGUCAUUCAACGCCGUCAGCCACGUCGUUUGUUCGUGCAGAGCAAUACUCACCUCAGUCAGAAUGGUGAAGUUGAACUAAAAACAUAUCCAGAAACGUUUGAAGGCGUUAUUCAGUCGUUUGUUGAACGUUAUUCGACUGAGGUUAUUGAUGAUUUGGAAAAAUUCUGGCGUGACGAUUCAUAUUUCUCGAUUUCAAGUUGA